Messenger RNA from Aquila chrysaetos chrysaetos, 1561 nucleotides. RefSeq names its product transducin beta like 2 (gene TBL2). Gene Ontology annotation, cellular component: endoplasmic reticulum. The transcript is spliced from 8 exons. Gene Ontology annotation, molecular function: protein binding. Bases 67 to 1440 code for a protein of 457 amino acids. Gene Ontology annotation, biological process: endoplasmic reticulum unfolded protein response. The record is from RefSeq and is a predicted model, not a curated record. Lineage: Eukaryota; Metazoa; Chordata; Aves; Accipitriformes; Accipitridae.
GGUUCCCGCCGGGCGGGGAGGGGGAGGCGGUCGGCGCCGCCCCGCUGAGGUGGCGGUGGCGGGAAGAUGGAGGCGGCGGCGCUCGGCGGGUCGGUGCUGCCGGGCGCCCUCGCCCUCCUCCUCAUCCUGCUGCUGCUGGCGGCCGCGCUGCGCCGCGCCGCCCCGCGGGGCCUGCCCGCCGCCCCACCGGACGGCCCCAGGGCGAACGGCGACACCGCCGCCAGGCCGGAGGAGCACCGCAAGGCGAAGCUGCCGGCGCGGGCCCGGCGGGACAAACCGCAGCAGCACAGCUUCGCCCACCGGCUGCUGGUCGCCGCUCUUAAGGGCCACAGCGGCUCCGUCUCCUGCCUGGACUUCAGCAGCAGCGGCAAGUACCUGGCGUCGUGCGCUGACGACCGCACGAUCCGACUGUGGAGCACCCGGGACUUCACGGCGCGCGAGCACCGCUGCCUGCGUGCCAAUGUGGGGCUGGACCACGCCGAGCUUGUCCGCCUCAGCCCCGACUCACGCACUGCAGUUGAGCUAACACAGGGAGAGAACCUAGUGCUGUUGGCAUUCAUCGUUUGGCUGGCGAAUGGCGAGACUAUUCGUGUCUAUAAAAUGACUAAGAAGGAUGAUGGCAGCUUCACCUUCACUGCAACUUCAGGGGACUUCCCAAAGAAGCACAAGGCUCCUGUCAUUAACAUAGGAAUUGCAGAGACAGGAAAGUUUAUUAUGACAGCUUCCAGUGACACUACCAUCCUGAUAUGGAGCCCAAAGGGUGAAGUCCUGGCCAGCAUUAACACUAACCAGAUGAACAAUGCCUACGCCACGGUGUCGCCCUGCGGGAGGUUUGUGGCAUCCUGUGGCUUUACCCCUGAUGUGAAGGUGUGGGAGGUGUGUUUUGGCAAGAACGGAGACUUCCGGGAGGUGGCCAGGGCUUUUGAGUUGAAAGGUCACACCGCUGGCAUACAUUCCUUCUCCUUCUCUAAUGACUCAAGGAGGAUGGCGACUGUUUCGAAGGAUGGGACAUGGAAGUUCUGGGACACAGAUGUGGAAUAUAAGAAGCAACAGGAUCCAUACCUGCUUCUGACGGGGAAGUGUGAGGUGAUGGAGCCUUGUCGAAUCACCCUGUCCCCUGAUGCUCGUGUCGUCGCCAUCUCUAGCGGCACAGACAUUGUUGUGUACAACACGAGAAGAGGAGAGGAGGAGGAGCGCUUCCUCGCUGUGCACGGACAGUGCAUAACAGACUUGGCUUUUGACACCAACAGCCGCUACCUGGUGUCGUGUGGGGACCGGGCCAUCCGCGUCUUCCACAACACUGCUGGUCAUCGGGCAGUGGUGGAGGAGAUGGAGACCAUGCUGAAAAAAACUGGGAGCAAAGCCACCCGAGAGAGGCUGGAGCAGCAGAUCUCCAGUGCCCGCAAAGCGCUGGCUGCAAUCUAUGGCAAGAAUCACUAAUCCUUCCCCCGCUGUGGCACGUCCCGGCUCUCUGCGGUCGCAGGCAGCUGUGUUCUGCCUUUGGGGAUUAUUUUUUUUAAUAACACUGAACAACUUGUAAUAAAAGAGCAUGCAGACUGCA